AUGUCAGCAUUCACCUUCUCCUUCUCAGGAGAAGACAUAGAAAAUAACAAUGUUGAAGAUACCGAACCUCAAGCGUCGCCAUUCUCUAAUCAUGCAGCAGAAGAAGGCACUCUCAAGCGCCCUUCGAGCUCCGCAUUUCCAAUCGCGGGGCAGCCAUUACUGCCUCCUCAAAGCCAUAAUCUAGAAUCUAUGCUGGAAAUGCUCCCAUCGAAGAUUGCUUAUAGCACAUUAGUGGUGAAACUGGAUGAUGGGAAAGAGAUCUCUAUUCCAAGGAGAGAACUUUGGGACGUGAGAGUGCAGCUUAUGGCAGAAGAUGAUGAUGAGGGGCUAGGAAACCUAGGCAAAAACGACGUGAGGACAGGAGUCUACGAAGGGGGGUUUAAGAGUUGGGAGAGCUCUGUGGAUGUUGUUAAGGUAUUGCAUGCGAGAAGAGGGGAGGUAUUGGGAUCCGCAAAGAGAGCUUUGGAACUUGGAUGUGGAACUGCUCUUCCAUCAUUGGCACUCUUUCAAUGGCUCCUGGAGAGCGUGCCUCCCUCUGAGCAAUCCACAGGAGGGCUGGACCUGGGCCUCGCGGAUUAUAACCCAACUGUGCUUCAGUUAGUCACUUUGCCAAAUCUUAUUCUCACUUGGGCUCAAGCAACGAGGAAAGGAUCCUGGGAUGCCGAAGGCGAACUCGAACUUGACAAAGAAGUUUUGCAGAAUUUCCUGGGAUCCUUAAAGUCAUAUGGCGUUACGUUGUCUUUCUUUUCCGGCGCAUGGAGCCCAGAAUUUGUCCAUCUGGUUGUCACUACAAUGGGAUCUGGGCCUGCCCGUCUUACGAUUAUUGGAGCUGAGACCAUUUAUUCACCAACUGCUUUGAGAUCCUUUGCGGAUACGCUUGUCUCUCUUCUGGAAGCGAUGCCAGAAGGCGAAAAGACAUCGUUAGUGGCUGCAAAGAAAGUAUAUUUUGGGGUGGGUGGAUCUAUCGAGGAUUUUUACGACGCCGUGAGAGCAAAAGGUCUUUAUGUGGAACAGAUCAGGGAAGAAUCCGAUGGAGUGAGAAGGGCCGUGGUAGAGGUGAAACCCAAGCCGUAG
This is a messenger RNA of Amorphotheca resinae ATCC 22711, 1074 nucleotides long. RefSeq lists its product as hypothetical. Bases 1 to 1074 code for a protein of 357 amino acids. Gene Ontology annotation, biological process: peptidyl-histidine methylation, to form tele-methylhistidine. Lineage: Eukaryota; Fungi; Ascomycota; Leotiomycetes; Helotiales; Amorphothecaceae. The transcript is spliced from 2 exons. The record is from RefSeq and is a predicted model, not a curated record. Gene Ontology annotation, molecular function: protein-L-histidine N-tele-methyltransferase activity.